AUGGGUGAUUUUAGCAUUCAGAUUAGCUCCAAUCUGGUUGAUAAGCUUGUUCAUGAUGCUGAGAAGUCAAAGAGAAAACCCAGAAGAACUAAAAUUAAGGUACCACGAGAACCUCAACAGCCCCAAACGAAGACAAACCAGAAACAGGUUUCUGAUGAUUCUGAAACACUCAAGGGGACAGGUGCUAAAGGAUGGCCUCUUCAGCCUCCUAUAUUCGUGCCUGUAACCCCUCCUUCACAAUCUACCUAUGCGGAGUUAGAUGCUAUCAGAUCUGUUCUUCAAGAGAGCAGCAAGGUUCUGGAGCGGUUGCAGAAGCAGGAGGAGAAUAUGGUGCAGGAAGUGACACAAAGAGCAAAGGAACUUCGUGAUAAGGAGUUCAAGCUUCCAUUCCAGAAGCCUAUGCCCUGCUUAACGGAGAAGGAUGCUUGCUUGGCUUGCUACAAGGAGCAUGCCGACAACCCUCUGAAAUGCGCUGGUUUUGUCAAAAGUUUUGAAGAUUGUGCUCGCAGAAUUAGGCAGCAAGUGGGUUCAGCAGAGAAGUAA
This is a messenger RNA of Prunus armeniaca (apricot), 543 nucleotides long. Lineage: Eukaryota; Viridiplantae; Streptophyta; Magnoliopsida; Rosales; Rosaceae. The record is from the annotation of a GenBank genome assembly.